Molecule: messenger RNA, 459 nt
Organism: Colletotrichum karsti
Lineage: Eukaryota; Fungi; Ascomycota; Sordariomycetes; Glomerellales; Glomerellaceae
Exons: 3
Source: RefSeq, a predicted model, not a curated record
CUGAUUGUGUGGCCGAGGUUCAUCGGAAACCUGCUACGUCCAGAUGACUACCAGGUCGCCGCGACCACUCUGGAGGACUAUUUUGCCCGCUCCUUGGGCUUCGCCCUCCUCACUCUCGGCCUUUUGGUCGUGACCCUCUCCGGGGCGGUACCGCUCACCUCCGAGGACCAAACACCGCAAGGGACGGUAUCUCCCUAUGCCAAUGCGGCCCUGGUCCUGACAUCGCUCCACCACGCCUCGGCUGCCUUUUACUGCUACAGCAGGUGGCUCAGGUCGGACCAGACGGCCUUCGUCCUGGGAUGCCUGGGCAGCACCGUGUUCGCGGUGUUCGGGCUGUGGUGCCUGAUGUUCGCCGGUGACAAGUCGCGCCGCAGCAAGAAGCACGGCUUCGACAAGGACACGAGCUCGUUCCCCUUCAAGAACACCGAGUCCUACCGCACCAAGAAGAAGGGAAUGUAG